CCCCUCCCCCGUCCACAUCGCUCGGUCAUUGAAGCUCGGAGCGGCAGCCCCGCAGCCCGGUUCAGCCGCCCUUUACCACCGACAUAGGAUGCUGUAGCUGUCACCUAAGAACUUGCUGACUGUUGCGGUGUGGCCUUCAAAGGUCAAAGUGAUGCUCCUGGCAGCUCCACUGUGAUCUCAGUCGCUGCAGUUUCCACAGAGACAAGUCAACAGUGGGCAGAGAGCGGUCAAGUCGCAGGAAGAUGACAUCGCCGUCGCCGACUCACAGUGACAGCAGCGGCUCCUCUAAACAUGACAGCAACCAGGACAGCUGGGAAAUUGUUGAGGGGCUCAGGGGGAUUCCUGCCAGCAUGCAGGAGCCUGACAAACAGGAGGGUCUCCUGCUCAAGAGGAGGAAGUGGCCCAUGAAGGGAUGGCAUAAGAGGUACUUUGUGUUGGAGAAAGGCAUCCUGAAGUAUGCAAAGCGUGGAACUGAUCUUAAGAAAGGAAAGCUCCAUGGCUGCAUUGAUGUCGGACUCUCCGUCAUGUCUAUCAAGAAAAAAGCCAUGUGCAUUGACCUCGAUACAGAGGAUAACAUCUAUCACCUAAAGGUGAAGUCUCCGGAGCUGUUUGAGGAGUGGGUGUCAAAGCUGCGUCAUCAUCGAGUCUUCAGGCAGAACGAAAUUGCUAUGUAUCCCCACGAGAGGCACCUUUUCCACCCCCACGCUAGUUCCUCCCCCUCGCUUAACGACUCCCUAAGAAAAAGGAAUACUCUUACUAAGCAGGCGUCAAUCCAUCAGGCAAAGGUCAGCUCCUGGCUCCACUCCUCGGAGGACAUGGACAAGUGCUGCAAAGACUUGGAGGAGUGUGAAUCGUAUUUGCUGGAGCUUAAUCUGCUGCUGAAGAGCAUGGAGGUACUUCACCGGACUUACUCAGCUCCAGCCAUUAGUGCGCUACAAGCAUCUACUUAUGACAUUCCUAAGAAGGAGAAGCGACCAAGAAGAUGGAGGUCCAAGAAUAAUGGGAAAGAAUCUAAAGCCACACUACAGGUCCCAAGCUGUAUCUCCUCCAAAUCCCCUCGUCUCCAUGCCUCCAACCCUAACCUGUCGACCACUGAGCCCAACACACAGGAAGUCUGUCCAGAAUCCCCAGACUCACCUACAGAGGUGUCCCGUCUCCAGGAGGACUUCUGCAGGCUGGCCAACAACAUUCACACCACACUGAAAUCAGCGUUUAGUUCUCUGGUCACAGAAAGAGACAGACUGAGGCACACCAUCGACCUGCAGGCCCCUCAGUCGGUGCAGGUCAUGGGGCUGAAAGCUCCCUACACCUCAGAAUGUCCUGCUGGCUCCCACUCCUUAGUCCAUCAGGUGUCUAAUGAGAGCAAGGCAUCUAUCCCAGAGUCUAUAUCUGAGUUCUUUGAUGCUCAGGAAUACCUGCUUUCCUCCUCAUCCUCUGAAAAUGAGGUGUCUGACGACGACUCGUACAUCAGUGAUGUCAGUGACAGCGUCUCCAUGGAUACCUACAGCAACGAGGGAGGCAGUGAGAGACACAACUCUGUUAGCAGCAUGGUACGCCUUGUCCGUCGGCGUUCGACGCUCCCCUCUCCUUCUCCCACCAGCAGUGUGAGUCUGUGGAACAUCCUGAGGAACAAUAUUGGUAAAGACCUGUCCAAAGUGGCCAUGCCGGUACAACUCAAUGAGCCGCUCAACACCCUGCAGAGGCUGACUGAGGAGCUGGAGUAUAGUGAGCUGCUGGAUACCGCCAACCAGACGCAGGACCCUUAUCAGCGCAUGGUGUACAUUGCCACCUUCGCAAUAUCUGCAUAUGCAUCCACUUACCAUCGGGCAGGAAGUAAACCUUUUAACCCUGUCCUGGGAGAGACGUUUGAAUGCGACAGACCUGAUAAAGGCUUCAGGUUUAUAGCUGAACAGGUGAGUCAUCACCCACCUGUGUCAGCAUGUCACUGUGAUUCAAGGAACUUCAGCUUUUGGCAAGAUAUCCGAUGGAAAAAUAAAUUCUGGGGAAAAUCUAUGGAAAUAGUUCCCAUGGGAACCACCCAUCUUACAUUACCUGCAUUUGGGGACCACUACGAAUGGAACAAAGUGACGUCGUGUAUCCAUAACAUCCUGAGCGGCCAGCGUUGGAUUGAACACUACGGAGAAAUGGCCAUCAAAAAUCUCAGCAGUGAUGGCUGCCAGUGCAAAGUCACAUUUGUCAAGGCAAAAUCGUGGAGUUCCACAGUGAAUGAGAUUGAAGGUGUCAUUACGGAUUCAAGAGGAAAAGUGGUACAUUCCAUAUUUGGGAAAUGGAAUGAGGCAGUGUUUCAAGGAGACCCACCCUCUGCCACAUGUAUCUGGAGAGCAAACCCCAUGCCGUUGGACCAAGAACAGUACUACGGCUUCACACAGUUUGCAGUAGAGUUAAAUGAGAUGGAUGACACCUUAAGGUCCUUACUGCCCCCAACAGACACCCGGUUCAGACCAGACCAGAGGCUCCUGGAAGAGGGGAACAUAGACGGAGCUGAGGAGCAGAAACAGAGAAUCGAGCAGCUCCAGAGGGAGAGGAGGAAAGUGCUGCAAGACAACAACAUGACACACCAGCCACGCUUUUUCAAGAAGUCCAAGGACGACACUUGGGUGAGCAACAACACAUACUGGGAGAUGCGUCGGGAUCCUGGCUUCAGUAAAAUGGACUUCCCUGUGUUAUGGUGACGUCUGCAUCACGACAUGUAUGGAUAGAGAAACAAGUAUGAACCUGAACUCAGACCUGCCUCAAAGUGUCAGGACCUGGUUAACGCAACAAUAACCAAGACCAGUAUGGACUUCGUCUUUCUGGACCAAGCAGAGCCUGGAGAACAUGUGUUGGUUUUCUUUCUGUCGUCUGUUCUAUCAGUUUAUUUGUAAGGGUUUUCCUUAGUCAUUAUUGUAACUGUGAGCUACACAGUGUCCAUGUAGACAAAAGUUUGUAUCCUUUUGGGGUUUUUUUUGCAUCUGAGCAUUUACCAAAGUGCCUUUUAAUGCAGAGCUGCACCCGGUCGGCUACUGCAGCUGUUAUGCAAAAAGAAAAAACAGACAAAAAACACUUAUACACGAAAUGUUAAAAAUGUUUUGAUGAUGACCGUAUGAUAUGUGAUUUUACUGGAAAACAAAAGGCUCGGUAUCGAAACUUCCUUUGGCUUUUGGUCCAUUCUGUCUCCGCAUCAACUGCCGAAAUGUCUGAUUUCUGGACUAAAAUAUAAAAGUUGUGACCUGAGCCUCUUCAGUACGUUGCCUUGUUAUAGUCAUGAAUUGCAGAAGGACUUCGGCUACAGUUUACCACUGAGGUAAACAGCAAUAAGAUGACAUUGUCAAAAUGAUAAUAAACCACUUUGGUUGAACAAGGA
Messenger RNA from Sphaeramia orbicularis (orbiculate cardinalfish), 3364 nucleotides. Its product is annotated as oxysterol-binding protein-related protein 3-like. Lineage: Eukaryota; Metazoa; Chordata; Actinopteri; Kurtiformes; Apogonidae. Gene Ontology annotation, cellular component: cytosol; perinuclear endoplasmic reticulum; nuclear membrane. Gene Ontology annotation, molecular function: cholesterol binding. The coding region runs from base 243 to 2693 and encodes 816 amino acids. The transcript is spliced from 22 exons. The record is from RefSeq and is a predicted model, not a curated record.